Nelumbo nucifera (sacred lotus) is the source of this 1938-nucleotide messenger RNA. Its product is annotated as nuclear transport factor 2-like. The record is from RefSeq and is a predicted model, not a curated record. Gene Ontology annotation, cellular component: ribonucleoprotein complex; cytosol. NCBI's taxonomy places the organism in Eukaryota, Viridiplantae, Streptophyta, Magnoliopsida, Proteales, Nelumbonaceae. Gene Ontology annotation, molecular function: mRNA binding.
AAUAAAUAAAAUAAAGAGUCCCCUCUUUCUCGGCUUCUCUCUCCCUUUCUCGCGCCUCUCUCAGAUCCGAAAGCCAAAAACCCUAGAAAGCGCGAAAGGGGCGAAGUAAGAGAAGACGAACAGGCAGUAAUUGGGUUUGUCAGGGUAUUGCUUUUCGAGCUCGAUUACUAAUGGCAUCGCAGCAACCUGCCGGAUCUUGCCCUACUGCCCAAGUGGUUGGGAACGCGUUCGUUCACCAAUACUAUCACAUCAUGCAUCAAUCUCCAGAUCUUGUUUAUCGCUUCUACCAGGAUAGCAGUAAGCUCGGCCGCCCCGAUUCCGAUGGUUCCAUGAGUAUUGUAACAACCAUGCAAGCUAUCAAUGAGAAGAUACUUUCUCUGGAUUAUAGCAAAUAUAGGGCAGAAAUAAAGACGGUGGAUGCGCAGGAUUCAUUCAACGGGGGAGUCAUUGUCCUUGUGACAGGGUAUUUGACCGGGGAGGACAAUGUGAGGAGGAACUUUACCCAAUCAUUCUUCCUUGCUCCCCAAGACAAGGGCUACUUUGUGUUGAAUGACAUAUUUAGGUACAUGGAAGAGGUUGAACAUCAUGAUGGGAACCAGGGUUUGCCUAAUGGCGUUGCUGCACCUCUUACUCCAGAGCAGAAUACUCCUCCAGUGCAAGAGCAUCCGGAACAAUCAUUUCCAGAAGAAGACGUCAAUGUGGAGGAGGUUUAUAAUCCUUCUGACAACGAGGAAGGUUCAGUGGUGGAAGAAGAGGCACCUGUUGCUGAGGUUGUUGAUGAAGUUCCAAUUGAGUCACAGAUGGUUACUGAGCCUUGCUCUGCAGUCCAAGAAGAAGUGCCUAAGAAGUCAUAUGCAUCAAUUGUGAAGGUUAUGAAAGAGAGUGCAGUGCCUCUAUCAGUUCCAACGCCUCCUGCUGCAAGACCAGCACCUGCAAACCAAGAACGACAAGUGGUCCCACCUCAGUCUACAGUUUCAUCAAAUGAGGCACCAAUUUCCAACCCAAAUGCCACUGAAAAUGGCAGUCAUCAAGAAGGAGAAGGUGAUGGUCACUCAAUUUAUAUAAGAAACCUUCCAUUAAAUGCUACAUCUGCACAGCUUGAGGAAGAGUUUAAGAGGUUUGGACCUAUCAAGAUCAAUGGUGUUCAAGUUAGAAGCAAUAAGCAACAAGCAUUUUGUUUUGGUUUUGUAGAAUUUGAGGUGUCAAGUGCUGUGCAGAGUGCAAUAGAGGCGUCACCCAUUAUGAUUGGUGGUCGACAAGCUUUUGUUGAGGAAAAACGGGCUUCAAGCUCUCGAGUAAAUAAUAAUAGGGGUCGAUUUCCACCUGGGAGGGGAAAUGGAUUCAGGAAUGAUGGAGCUAGAGGACGUGGAAACUAUGGCGGUGGUAGGGGUUUUGGCCGGAAUGAUUUCAACAACAGGAAUGAGUUCAUCAGGAAUGGUGGUGGCAGCAGGGGAGGAUCUUCAAGUCGUGGAGCUGAUGGUGGAUAUGGCAGCCGCAUGAACCGUGCCGGUGGUUUAGCUGUUAAUGGAAUGUCCAAGUCUGUGGCUCCAAGGGUGCCUGCUACUGCUUGAGGUACUGGAAGUAAGAAGGUAUUUGUUGGGCAGUUAAACAUUAUUAAUGGAGAUUGACUUGAUAUCAAGUACAUUUGCAACAUUGUUUUCUUCCAGCAGUGGGAGUUAGAUGAGGUACUUUUUGUUAGAUCUUUCUUAUAGGCCUUUCUUUUUGCUUUUCAUUUUUUCCUCCCUUUUUAUGCCAUUUUGGGCAUAAGCGGCAGUAGGUAAAUGGUACAUGACUAGUUGCUAGUGCUUGUGUAGCUAUUUUCUGCAAUUUUGUAGCUUCUACAUUCUUUUUGUGGAAGAUUUAAAUCUGGUUUAAGGUUCAGGCUUUUCUUCAAGGAUUGAACCAGGGGAACCAAUGGAUAGACUGUAUUAAUGCUUC